UGCUGAAGUUAGAUUGCCCGAUAGAACAAAAAUUUCAAGUAUUGCAGUGUGUAGUGUGUACUGUCAAAUUGUAGGUAGCAGUGUCAAAUAAUAUUUCAAUCAUACAGAAUUAUUCCACAAUCAUUUUACGAAACUUAAAAAUACUUUUUUGUCAAAAAUGGAACGUACAAACGGAAGCACGGAUAAUCUGGUGAUUUUGGCCUAUAGCGGCGGACUGGACACUUCCUGUAUACUGGUGUGGCUAAUUGAACAAGGGUACGAAGUUAUUGCAUUUCUGGCUGAUAUUGGACAGGAAGAGAACUUUGAUGCUGCCCGAACGAAAGCGCUAAAACUUGGAGCAAAAAAGGUGAUUGUCGAAGACGUGAAAAAGGAUUUUGUGGAGAGUUACAUUUGGCCAUGGCUGCAGUCCAGCGCACUAUAUGAAGGCCGUUACAUGCUGGGCACAUCGUUAGCGCGACCGUGCAUUUCCGCUAAACUGGUCGAAAUCGCCAUCGCGGAGAACGCCAGCUACUUCGCACACGGUGCCACCGGUAAAGGCAAUGAUCAAGUCCGCUUCGAACUCUGCUGUUACGCUUUGCAUCCAAAACUGAAGGUUAUUGCUCCCUGGAGGCAGAAAGAAUUUUAUAGCCGCUUCCGCGGUCGGCAGGAUUUGAUGGCGUACGCAGCGGAGCGCGGCAUCCCCGUUCCCGUGUCUCCCAAGCAGCCAUGGAGUAUGGACGCCAAUCUGAUGCACAUCAGCUACGAAGCCGGUGUCCUGGAGGAUCCGGCCCAGCCUCCACCGCCUGACCUGUGCCAGAUGACGGUUAAUCCAGAAAACGCACCGGAUAAGCCGGAUAGGCUGACGAUAUCGUUCCGUAAUGGAAUUCCCGUGGCUGUGGUCGCGGAGGAUACAAACGUUACAUACACGGGUUCAUUGGAACUGUUUCAGUUCUUGAACCAAAUUGGAGGUCAACAUGGGAUCGGGCGUAUUGAUGUCGUGGAAAAUCGGUUUAUCGGGAUGAAAUCCCGAGGCGUUUAUGAAACUCCUGGCGCAACAAUUUUAUUCCUGGCACACCAGGAUCUAGAACUGCUGACAAUGGACCGAGAAGUACGCUAUUUGAAACAACAGCUUGCCGAACAGUUUGUCCGAAUGAUAUACAAUGGAUUCUGGUAUUCUCCUGAAUCUCGCUAUGUGCAAGAGUGCAUUGCUGCAAGUCAGAAAAGUGUGUGCGGAUGGGUAAAGGUAAACCUGUAUAAAGGUCACGUGCAGAUUCUUGCUCGCCAUUCCGAUGUCCCCAUUUACAACAAGGAUUUAGUGAGCAUGGACGUGCAGGGUAACUACGAGCCCGCGGAUGCUGAUGGGUUCAUUAAAAUAAACGCCCUUCGACUGAAAGAAUCCGCUAGAGCUGGAACUGGUCAUCGCUAACCCCGCGUAGCCAGAGUUAAUGAUUAAAUAUGCGACACUUGCCGUUUCUGAGUAAUUAUAAUGUGCUGAAUCUAAUAGACGGAAUUCGGAAAAACUGCAUUGCCGAUAACCUCUAGCUACAAAAAGUAUAAACAGGCGUGUCGACAUUUGGGAGUUGUUAGUAAUAAUAAACCUCCUCUUGGUUUUCGGUUUGAAAGUCAUAAAGCUGUGACCUGUCUAUCCAAAGGUC
Molecule: messenger RNA, 1634 nt
Organism: Paramacrobiotus metropolitanus
Lineage: Eukaryota; Metazoa; Tardigrada; Eutardigrada; Parachela; Macrobiotidae
Product: argininosuccinate synthase-like
Exons: 7
Coding region: 158-1405 (415 amino acids)
Biological process (GO): L-arginine biosynthetic process; urea cycle
Cellular component (GO): cytoplasm
Molecular function (GO): ATP binding; argininosuccinate synthase activity
Source: RefSeq, a predicted model, not a curated record